This is a messenger RNA of Trichechus manatus latirostris (Florida manatee), 4642 nucleotides long. RefSeq names its product SGT1 homolog, MIS12 kinetochore complex assembly cochaperone (gene SUGT1). The record is from RefSeq and is a predicted model, not a curated record. The transcript is spliced from 13 exons. NCBI's taxonomy places the organism in Eukaryota, Metazoa, Chordata, Mammalia, Sirenia, Trichechidae. The coding region runs from base 107 to 1120 and encodes 337 amino acids. Gene Ontology annotation, molecular function: protein-folding chaperone binding.
UGGCUACUGAGGACGGAAGCUCGUUUGGUGUUUCUCGAGAAGUUUCCCCGUUUGGCGGCGGCGAAGCUGGUAGCCUCGGUUUUCAGAGUAGUAGUGAGUACUGGGGAUGGCGGCGGCUGCAGCAGGACCUGCAACACCUCAGAGGUUUUUCCGGAGCCUCUCAGAUGCUCUGAUCGACGAGGACCCCCAGGCGGCGUUAGAGGAGCUGACUAAGGCUUUGGAACAGAAACCAGAUGAUGCCCAGUAUUAUUGUCAAAGAGCUUAUUGUCACAUUCUUCUUGGAAAUUACUGUGAUGCUGUUGCUGAUGCAAAGAAAUCUCUCAAACUUAAUCCAAAUAAUUCCACUGCUGUGCUGAGGAAAGGGAUCUGUGAAUACCAUGAAAAAAAUUAUGUUGCUGCUCUAGAGACUUUUACAGAAGGACAGAAAUUAGAUGAUGCAGAUGAUAAUUUCAUCGUCUGGAUUAAAAGGUGUCAGGAAGCUCAAAAUGGAUCAGAAUCUGAAGUGUCUCUAUCCCAGCGGACUCAUCAGUCAAAAAUCAAGUAUGACUGGUAUCAAACAGAAUCUCAAGUAAUCAUUACACUUAUGAUAAAGAAUGUUCAGAAGAAUGAUGUAAGUGUGGAAUUUUCAGAAAAAGAGUUGUCUGCUUUGGUGAAACUUUCUUCUGGAGAGGAUUACAAUUUGAAACUGAGACUUCUUCAUCCUAUAAUACCAGAACAGAGCACAUUUAAAGUACUUUCAACAAAGAUUGAAAUUAAAAUGAAAAAGCCAGAGGCUGUGAGAUGGGAAAAGCUAGAGGGGGAAGGAGAUGUGCCUAAACCAAAACAGUUCAUAGCAGAUGUGAAGAACUUAUAUCCAUCAUCAUCUCAUUAUACAAGAAACUGGGAUAAAUUGGUUGGUGAGAUCAAAGAAGAAGAAAAGAAUGAAAAGUUGGAGGGAGAUGCAGCUUUAAAUAAAUUGUUUCAACAGAUCUAUUCAGAUGGUUCUGAUGAAGUGAAACGUGCCAUGAACAAAUCAUUUAUGGAGUCUGGUGGCACAGUUUUGAGUACCAACUGGUCUGAUGUAGGUAAAAGGAAAGUUGAAAUCAAUCCUCCUGAUGAUAUGGAAUGGAAAAAGUACUAAAUAAAUUAAUUUGCUAUCACUGCAUUGUGUAUAUUCACCUAGUAUCCAUUAUGUAUAAAUACUGCAUUCUUGAAUUUUGAACACUGAGUAUCUUUUUGAAAAAUUAUACCUCUUUACCUCUUUGUGCUUUAGAAAUUACUUUCCUUUAAGUGUUCUAAGUUUCUAAGGAAGAAUGAAGAUCAUAUUUUAUCACUUCUGUCCUUAAGGUUUUCAGACAUACUGAAACUGAAUGAAGUCUCAUUUGCUGCUAGAUAAUUGCUGUCUAGUUGUGGGAGUGGUGAAAUCUUUAGUGGGAUAUCUUGAAUUAUUGCCUUAUUUUUGAUGCAGUAUUCUGUUAAUAAUUUAUUAGACCUGGCAGCUCUGGGUCAGCAUAGAUUUUUUUUCAGUCUCAGUGUUACAGUGUGUUUCCGUUUAAAAACUGCUUUUGAAUGGAGUUGUAAAUACAAUUUUUCUAUGAAGAAGUUUGGUUUAUUUACCUUUUUCUUAAGUUUUUAAUGAGAACAUUGAGAAAUUAUUUAUCACAGGAUAUAUUCCCGUUUGGUUCUUUUAAUGGGAAGUAUUUCUAAUUGCACUGAGAUUUUGGUCCUUGCCUUCCAAAUUCUUGUAUAAAACAUAGACCCCUGAGUUAACACACUGCAGAUUCAGUUAUACUGAAGGAUAGCCUGCGAUGCUGGGGCAAGGAGGGAUCUAGGAAGAGCCCAACUCCACUUCUUGCUGCUUUUGCCAUAGCAGGAUUCUUAAAAUUAGAGCACUGGUGUUCUUUUGUGUGUGUGUGUGUGUGUGUAUUUUUUUUUUUUUCCUUCUUUAUUACAAAAUCUCUGUUUUCACAUCCCCAUGAUUACUUUGGUUUCAGUGGUUUAAGGUAGCUGUGGUGAUAGUAAAUUGAUAUGCAUAUGUUUAGUACCUACUCUCUGCCUAGAAUAAAUAGAUACUGUGGAAAUACAAAACUAAAAGACAUGGUCAUUAACUUCAAAAAGCUUAUAAUCGAGCAGAGAGAAAAUUAACAUUCAUGAAGAAAUUAUGAAACAGUUGAAUGCUGAGCUCUGGUUAUAAAUACAGUUUUGAGAGAGAAAGAAACUGUUCUAUGAUUAAAAUUCUUCACAGUCUGAGCACUUCUAAAGCACAGGCAAGAUGAUCUGCUGUCCUGACUUCGUUUUCUGACCAUGAUUUUGCUUGUUUUUCAACCAUAAUGACCUCAGAGGUUGCUCUUUGUUAGGUGUCACUAAUAUUUUUGUGGUGAGGCACUACUCUGUUACUCAGAGCUGAGGGUAGGGUGAAUGAGAAGCAAAUUGGCCACGAUGUCAGCCUCUGAAAGGUGGGAACGCAACCCCUACCUUCUAGUCCUUUGAUGUGUGAGACGUAGGGGAGUUCAUAAGGAAAGUGGAAGUGGAUGAUACUAGAUCCUGCCCAAACCUGUUGUUAUAGCUUCUUUAAGCAUGCAGGAGUUUUCACUUGUCCUUCUGCCCACUUAGAGUUGCAAGCUACUUUUUUAUUCUUGGACAUUGAAGGAGAAAGCAAAAAUAAAUACUUGGCUUGGAAGAAUUCCAAAAUUUUCUCCUUAUGGAAACAAGAUAGUGAUUUUUGUGUUCUGUAUGUUAAAUUUUUCAGUACCAUUAGUUCUAAGGGGGCAGGAGGCAAGACAAGAAUCCUAGCUCUAGCAAGUCUCUGCCUCUAACUAGCUUUAUAAUCUUGACAGGUUUAACGUUUGUGUGUCUUAGUUUCUUUAUCUAUAAACAAUCUGUCGAGUCUUAGAGUGUUUUUAAAAACUCCAUGGUUCUAAAUAAGGAAACAUUUUUGUCACUUAAGAACAAUUAUUCUUUUUUAUAGCAUUAUUAUAAUAGAAAUUGUUCUUUUAAAACAAAAAAUCCUAAUACUAGUUUUGUUUGUAUUUUAAAGAGUAUAUUAUCUAGACUAUGCUCAUCUAUUGGCUAUAUUUGCUUAGCGUUAAAGGAUUCAGGAUUUUGCUGGGCCAAAAUGAUUCCUAAUAUACAUGACUAAAAGCAUUAUAAAAUGCACCUGGUCUAAAUACAUUAGAUUUAUGGGUCAAGAAGGGAAUUUGACGAAGCAGGCUAGACCACGGCCCUAAGGUACCACUCUAAAGUACUGCUCCUCUUUCAUCAUUCUAGAUAGUGAAAUUAAUGAUAAUGAAUUCGUUCUGAUUAAAAGCCUCUUAAUUCUGUCCAUAUUCUCUACACUCUUAUCUGUUAAUUGGAGUGACUUUCAUUCUUAUUUCUCAAGCUUUGGUUCUCAUAGUGUUCUAGUUAACCUUUUGUUUCUUCAGAAUGGCCUUUUUUUUUCUCUUUAUAUUUCUUUUUUUAAGGUUCAGUCCGGGGAUACUUUUUUUCCCUUGUUCUUAGAGACGUCAUCUGUUCUGAUUCCUGUAAUCAUUUGUGCCUAAUGGCUUCCUUCCGUUUAAUCCACAAUUCUUUCAUUGUCCUCAAGAAAUCUUGGAUGAGACAACCUUCUUUGAACUCUGUUACCUCGUAAUCACUUUAGAUUUACCAUACUACCAGUCUGUAACAUCAGGGUCAGUUUUGAUAAUUUCCUGUGUUGUGUCGUAUAUACCCAUUCAGAGCUGGUUUCUAACAAGUUCAGUCUUCAGCAUUGGCCAGUUAUUGCCAUUGUCUCCCUAAGUCUUUGGAAAAACUUCAAAUUUUUUUGGCAGGCUAACUGUAUAGGACAAAGGAAAAUAAUUGGACUGUCCUGUGAAAUUUCUGUAGAUAAAUUUCAGAUAUACUUUUGAAAUAGUGGCAUAUCACUGUGACGUUAUGAAUAGUUUAGGUAGCAGUUUAGUUCAUAUGUAAAUAUUUUUACAGCCGUCCUUUCCCACUCCCUUUUAUUCUUCUUCAGUUACCUACCUGUCAGAUUAGAUCAUUGUUUUCUGAGGUAUAUCACUGAUCCAGAGAAGAAUUGCAUAUUAAUUUACCAUCUGGUCAGCCUAAUGCACUUUAAUUCCAUUGGGAUUUUCCUUGCCCAGAUUAGUGUGCAUCUCUCUCUGACUUGUGGCUGUUACUGACAGUUCCAAAAUUUGGAAGAAAAUUUCUGGGUGGUAUUUUGUUUGUUUGCUUGGGUGUUUUGUUGUUGUUUUGUUUUGUUUUUUUUAACUACAGUGACUUCUUUGUAGCCAGUUCUAAAGACAUGAACCUGUACUUCUUCCUGGUACUACAGCCACAUGAGACUAUGGAUUUCAAUUACCUCUUUCUGAGAGGAACCAGGGAGGGGAGGUAAUAAAAGCCAAAAGGACAAAAUACUGGUUUCUGUGCAAGGAAGGGUCAUAGGUAGUUUUAAGUAAGAGGGAUCAUCUGUAUUGAUCUGGUUUCCUUUGUCUCCAUCUGUUCAUUGUUUAUCGUAAUUUCGUUUUACACAUACCAGGAGAUUUUAUUUUGGAAAUGUCUGGGAACUUACGGACAAAUUAGAGAUAUUGAUUUACUAAUAAAUGUUACUAUUUGGGGACAUCGUUAUGACUCGCUUCUGGAAUUAAUUUAUCUCUUAGUCUCUCUUCCUACCUUAGUAAACUUGCUC